CAAAGGCUCUCCCACUGCCCAGUUGGCAAACUGCUAUUGGAAGCUUUGAACAUGACUCAAAAACUACGAAACCUUCCACCGUCAACAGGAUCUAAACGGUCCUUGUGUAGCCCAUUCCUCUUUAUUCAGUAAUAUUGUGUGACGGCAGUAGAUCUAUUCCAAUGUUUAGCUUCGAGAUCUGUCUGAGGAGUUACCAGGAUAAUCCUUUUCUCAUAGGCACAAGGCGAAGUGGAUUAAUUCACGUGACUACAUAUCCCGAUUGGGAAGUCAGCCGCAGAUAGGUCAGGUGUCCGCUACCGUGUCAACGCGACGCUUCUACCAAGAGCUCGGUUCAACCUUGCCAUCUGGCUACACCACCCAUUAAGUAUCCAAUACCAGUCCGAAUCAACGAUAUUACUUGUCGCAUGGUCGCAUGACUGCUGACGACUAAUAUAAAUUUUUUCAAUCCUACGCGCUGGACCCGCGCCAUCCGCUCAUCUCCUCCGUCGCUAGUAUCGCGCUCAACGAAUCGCCGCUCAUCUCCGAACGCUAUCGACCAUUGACGAUCCAUUCCAUCAAAAAUGGCCACCGACUACGGCAAGAAGACCAAUGCUGAGCUAGUGGAGAUCCUCAAGUCUCGCUCCUUGCCUCAUACUGGCAAGAAGGCAGAGAUGGUUGCCCGCCUGCAGGAGGAUGAUAACAGCAAGGUUCAGACUGCAGUGCCGGCCGCAAAAGCCGAUAACGCAGAGGAUGUGAUUGACUGGGAGGAUGAUGAUGUUCCUGCCGCAGAUGCUGCCGCAACGAAGCCCUCGACCGAGGCUGGUGCUGCUACGAUCGCUGCUGGCGGCCAGGCCGCUGUCUCUAACCCUUCUGCAGUUCCGAACCAGCAGCAAGACAUCAAGCCCGCUACUACAGACGAUCUUAAGGUAGAAUCUAACGGGGAUGCGGCCCCCACUGCACAAGAGGGAACCGAGGCAGCACCUCCUGAAGUGGCUGAGACGACUGAGGCAGCUCCGGCUGAGGAGAAGCCCGCGCCGGACUACUCCAUUGGCCUUUCCGUUACUGAUAUGGAGGAGGAGUUGAAGAAGCGUAAGGCUCGUGCCGAGAAAUUUGGUAUUACUGAAGAUUCGAAGACCGCUAUUGAAGAAGCGGAGAGAAAGCUCGAGAGGGCCAAACGGUUUGGUGCUGCUCCCGAGGAACCGGCUACAACUGGAGUUAGCAAAUUGGACCAGGCACUUCCCAGCGAAAAGACCCGCAAGAGGGGUCGCGGCGAGAAUGAUCAAGGCAAGCGGGGAGGCAAAAGACGGGAAUUCGGUGGGAGGAACAGGAAUCAGAAUCAGAAUCAAAAUCAGAACCGGCGACGGGGUCCGAGUAAUCGUAACCAAGGUCAAAACCAACGCAGCAAUGAGAAGCCUGCCAGCAGCUUGAGUGAAAAGGAUAAGCUCGCUUUGGAGGCUAGGAAGAAGCGAUUUGGAACCGCUGCGUGAUUAAUUCCAUGUUUUUUACCACUUUGUUUUUCUAAAUCUGGUGCAAUCUCAUAGGCGUUUUGAGGGAAUCAUUACUGUGGAAUCUUAGUCUAUGCAUUUACCAUAUUACACGGCACGUCUCUCCAUUUUUUUUUUUUUUCCUUUCCUUGUUUUAGAAAGUGCCCAGCAAUAUCGGGUCAACCUCAAUAGUCAGAAGCAAUACGAGACACUCGUACUACUUACAGAGUACGUACAUA
Molecule: messenger RNA, 1702 nt
Organism: Aspergillus pseudonomiae
Lineage: Eukaryota; Fungi; Ascomycota; Eurotiomycetes; Eurotiales; Aspergillaceae
Product: SAP domain-containing protein
Exons: 1
Coding region: 561-1466 (301 amino acids)
Biological process (GO): poly(A)+ mRNA export from nucleus
Cellular component (GO): nucleus
Source: RefSeq, a predicted model, not a curated record